UUUCCUUCGUGAAAAAGUCGCGUCGUCGACCAUUCUUCUUCUUCCUCCUCUCUCGUCCUUCCCUUUCUGUAACUGCAAACUACUCCACGAUAAAAGUUGUUGAUUGAAUCCAAGGUCAAAGAGAGGAUCCCAUGAAUAGCCCUUGGAGCAGGUGGAAUGGCAAGCCUUCUACUUCCGGCGCUAAGCCCUCCGGCAAGAGGCUGAGACCAAGAAUUGGGCUGCUGCGCCUAGCCAUUGGCUUUGCCCUGUGCAUUCUGGUAACGUGUUUGACUGUUAACGCUCUCAAGCUCCAGCCGGAUCAGAAGUCAACGCAGAGUUUUGUGGUGAGGAAUGGCAUCCGGUUCAUGGUGGACGGAAGGGUCUUCUACGUCAACGGGUGGAACUCCUUCUGGCUGAUGGAUCAGGCAGUGGAGGAGGGCGGCAGAGGCAGAGUCACGGAGAUCUUCCGAGCCGCUGCAAACCUGGGGCUCACCGUGUGCAGGACCUACGCCUUCCAUGACGGCGAUCGCCAUGCCCUCCAAGUCUCCCUCGGCAUCUUCGAUGAGACAGUCUUCGAGGCGUUGGAUUGGGUGGUUGUGGAAGCGCAAAGACAUGGGAUCAGGCUGCUGCUCAGCCUGGUAAACAAUUGGCGGCGCCACGGCGGGAAGACGCAGUACGUGAAGUGGGCGUGGGAGGAAGGGUUCGGAUUGAGCGCUUCGAAUGAUUCAUUCUUCUUCGAUCCCUCCAUCCGAAGUUACUUCAAGAUCUAUCUCAAGACGAUAUUAACGAGGAAGAAUCACCUGAGCGGAAUCGAGUACAGAGAGGACCCAACGAUCUUUGCGUGGGAGUUGAUGAACGAGCCCCGGUGUGCCUCGGACGUGUCCGGCGACACACUUCAAGAAUGGAUCGAGGAGAUGGCAGAGCAUGUGAAAGCGAUCGACAAGAAGCAUCUGCUGACGGUAGGGCUAGAGGGGUUUUAUGGGCCGACGAGCUCGGCGGAGAAGAAAGGCGUGAACCCAGAGAAAUGGUACGCCGACGUGGGCUCGGAUUUCCUGCGCAAUUCCAAGAUUCCGGCCAUCGAUUUCGCCUCGGUGCAUAUUUAUCCUGAUAAAUGGUUGCUGCAAGCAAAUAUUAGUGAGAAAACAAGCCACACCUACAAAUGGAUGACAUCCCACAUCGAAGACGGGGAGAAAGAGCUGGCCAAACCCAUCUUGUUCUCUGAAUUCGGCCUAUCGAACAAGAACAAGGACUUUGACAUCUCGGAUCGAGUUACAUUUUACAAGUCCAUUCUUGACACCGUCUACUACUCCGCGGCCAUGGACGGUGCCGGGGCCGGCGCACUCAUCUGGCAGUUGCUCAUUCUCGACCAAAUGGAGAACUACAAUGACAACUUCAGUAUUGUUCCCGGGGAAUCGCAGGCAAUAGAUGGGCUUUUGAAGGAGCAGUCGUGCCGGCUGAUGGCGCUAAGCCACGGCAAGAACUUGGCACGAACAGCAUCUGCAAUUUGCUGAUCAAAUUCAUCAGGUUAGACUUUUGUCUCAAUUCUAUCAGAAAGUUGAUCAGAAAUUAAUGAUCUUUAGGCAAACAGAAAGACUGAUGCAAAACAUCGUCUCAAAUUCGUAUUCAAGUUCACUAAGUCACAUAUAAAAAAAACUUUGUAAAGCUCUGGGCUAUGUAUGAAAGCUCAAAUAAGAAACCUUUGAUAAGUUCUUGCAAAAGUAAUUGUUUUAGAAAUGAAUGACCCUGUCUGAAAGUGAUAAAAGGAGAUUGGCUGGGAGUGUGGCUUUUGCUGUUAAUCAAACAAAGACUCGUCGCUGUCCUGCAUAAGACAAAGACUGUUAGUGCUGGAUAACGGAAAGUGUCUCAGCGUUGACCCUCCGACACUCAAGUCAAUAAUCAAUUUUUAAGAGGAAAAGUGAAGUAAACUGUAGCAGCGAGUGUGUAAAAUUAUA
Zingiber officinale is the source of this 1931-nucleotide messenger RNA. RefSeq names its product mannan endo-1,4-beta-mannosidase 2-like. Lineage: Eukaryota; Viridiplantae; Streptophyta; Magnoliopsida; Zingiberales; Zingiberaceae. Gene Ontology annotation, molecular function: hydrolase activity, hydrolyzing O-glycosyl compounds. Bases 132 to 1490 code for a protein of 452 amino acids. The transcript is spliced from 5 exons. The record is from RefSeq and is a predicted model, not a curated record.